Messenger RNA from Theobroma cacao (cacao), 748 nucleotides. The record is from RefSeq and is a predicted model, not a curated record. NCBI's taxonomy places the organism in Eukaryota, Viridiplantae, Streptophyta, Magnoliopsida, Malvales, Malvaceae.
AUGGACCCCUCUGUUUAUGUCUUGCUCAACAACCAUUUUGGCAUCCUUAUUGCAUUGCGAGACUCUGGAUUGACUUGGCAGCCUAUAAGUAUACUGCAUGUUUCUCUUCUCAUAACUAUAAUCACAAACAUGAGUUGCUUACUAAUCUUCUACCAGCUUCUCUGUCUUCUGUUGUUUUGCUUGAGUUCUCAGCCUACUCUUUCAUCCUCUUCAUUUGCCCCUUCAGCAACUCCCCUAUGUUCUCACAACGAGGCUUCUGCUUUGAUGAAAUUUAAAAGCUCCUUUUCCAUCAAACAAACUGCUCCUGGGGAAUGCAAAGAUACUAGCACCCCAUCUUAUCCCAAGACUGAUUCAUGGAAGGAAGGGAUUGAUUGCUGCUCAUGGGAUGGAGUCACUUGCGACAAUAAAACAGGCCAAGUGAUUGGCCUUGACUUGUGUUGCAGUUGGUUAUAUGGUGUCAUUCCUUCCAACAGCAGUCUUUUCCAUCUUCCACACCUGCAGAACCUUAACCUCGCAUAUAAUGAUUUUAACGGUUCCAAGAUGUCAUCUGAGUUUGCUCAGUUUACAAGUCUAAUGCAACUCAACCUCACGGGGUCAGUCUUUGCAGGACAAAUUCCACUGCAAAUCUCCCACUUGUCAAAGUUGGUUUCACUUGAUCUCUCUUGGAAUUAUCCUCAAGCACUAGACGAACGUACUUUGGCAGGGCUUGUUCAGAACCUAACAGAGGAAUAAUUCCGAGAUCAUUAGG